CCCACGUCGCACGUGGCCACUGCGCCAGCUUAAAGGGGCAGGGCCGUUGACGCAUUACGACGCGUCGGGGCUCCCAGGCCACGCCUUCAGACGCAGAAAGAGGUGCCUGGUUUACGGACCUGACAGUCCUGACCCCUAGCCGCAAACAGGGACCCGGGGAUGAUCUGGCUGAGCCUCAAACCCGCGCGCCGCAACGCAGCCGGGUUACAUGUGACCUGCAUAGUGUGUACUCGCUACAGUGAGCGGGAUUCGGCGUAAGCCUUGGCAGUCUCCCCCGAGAAACGCUUCCGGUAUCAGGACGUGACCCAACACAGUCCAUUCCAUCUCGGCGGCCGCCAAGCCCCCCAAAGGUCCCCUAAGCCGGCCACUUCCGGUCCGGCGAAGAGUCCAACGGCUUCAAAGCGGAAGUGGUACGAAGGAGACGUGUGGACUCCUUCCGGUUCCGGCCUCACGCGCUCCGCUGUGACAACAUGAAACUGCUCACCCACAAUCUCCUGAGCUCCCAUGUGCGGGGCGUGGGCACGCGUGGCUUCCCGCUGCGCCUGCAGGCCACCGAGGUCCGCAUCAACCCCGUGGAGUUCAACCCGGAGUUCGUGGCGCGGAUGAUCCCCAAAGUGGAGUGGGCGGCGCUUGUGCAGGCAGCGGACACCUUAAACUUGGCCGAGGUACCCAAAGAGCCGACUGAAGGCUAUGAGCACGACGAGACGUUUUUGAGGAAGAUGCACCACGUGUUGCUUGAGGUUGAUGUACUGGAGGGUACCCUGCAAUGUCCAGAAUCUGGUCGUCUUUUCCCCAUCAGCCGCGGGAUCCCCAAUAUGCUGUUGAACGAUGAGGAGACCGAGACGUAACCUUGCUAGGCGCCACUUUGGUAUUUUGUUGACUGUGUGUUUGUGUUGUAUGGUCUGUUAAAUAGACGCGUCAUGUGUGACCCCCAGACUUCCCCCCAGUGACUCACCGACCACCGUGUACUUGAGCUCCAUAGUAUAUUUUUUUUCUCAUUAAAGGUUCAAAACCAAAA
Messenger RNA from Mus pahari (shrew mouse), 1018 nucleotides. It is a transcript of the gene Trmt112, whose product is annotated as tRNA methyltransferase subunit 11-2. The record is from RefSeq and is a predicted model, not a curated record. Gene Ontology annotation, molecular function: protein heterodimerization activity. The transcript has 4 exons. Gene Ontology annotation, biological process: tRNA methylation; peptidyl-glutamine methylation; rRNA (guanine-N7)-methylation. NCBI's taxonomy places the organism in Eukaryota, Metazoa, Chordata, Mammalia, Rodentia, Muridae. The coding region runs from base 471 to 848 and encodes 125 amino acids.